Molecule: messenger RNA, 385 nt
Organism: Balearica regulorum gibbericeps (East African grey crowned-crane)
Lineage: Eukaryota; Metazoa; Chordata; Aves; Gruiformes; Gruidae
Source: RefSeq, a predicted model, not a curated record
AAUUAUCUCCUAGGCCCACCUAUGGACCCAGAUGAGGACUCGGACAACAGUUCAGUUUAUGUGCAGGGACUCAGUGAUAACGUGACCCUGGAGGAUCUGGCAGAUUUCUUCAAACAAUGCGGUGUUGUCAAGAUGAACAAGAGGACCGGGCAGCCUAUGAUAAACCUCUACAUUGACAAAGAAACGGGCAAACCCAAAGGAGAUGCCACGGUAUCUUACGAUGACCCGUCUACUGCCAAAACAGCUGUUGAAUGGUUUGAUGGGAAGGAUUUCCAGGGGAGCAAGCUCAAAGUUACCCUCGCACGGAAGAAGGGCCCGAUGAACAGCAUGCGAGGCGGGAUGCCCCCACGCGAGCAGCGAGGAAUGCCUCCCCCGCUGCGCGGAG